AUGUCCGUCUCAGCAGCAUUGAAGAGCCGAGUUCGGAGGCCGAGUUAUCUCAAGAAGCUUGCCAAAGCGGAGGAUUUACUACACCACUUUCCCAAUGGAGCAUACAUCGGUUGGAGUGGCUUCACAGGCGUAGGAUACCCAAAGAAAAUCCCCACGGCGCUGGCGGACCAUGUUGAGAAGAACAACCUUCAGGGCCAGAUGAAGUACAAUCUCUUCGUCGGUGCUUCGUCAGGCGCCGAAACAGAGAAUCGGUGGGCGCGACUCAAUAUGAUUGAGCGCCGGUCUCCGCAUCAAGUGGGCAAGGAAAUCGCCAAAGGAAUUAACAACGGUAACAUCAAAUUCUUCGACAAACAUUUGAGUAUGUUUCCUGUCGAUCUAAUGUACGGCUUCUACACACUGAACAAGCCUCACAACAAGCUGGAUGUUACUAUUGUUGAAGCGUCUGCAAUCACUGAGGACGGUGGGAUUAUUCCUGGCGCCAGUGUAGGCGCCUCGCCCGAGCUUGUCCAAAUGGCCGACAAGAUUAUCAUUGAAGUCAACACUGCCGCUCCAUCGUUUGAAGGUCUACAUGACAUUACUAUGACCGACCUCCCACCACGCCGCAAGCCUUAUCUAAUCAUGUCUCCUGAAGACCGCAUCGGCACCCCCCACAUCCCUGUUGACCCCGAAAAGGUGGUUGCCAUUGUGGAGAGCGACUACCCAGAUCAAACACAGCCCAACGCUGCCGAGGAUGAAACCUCGAGGGCCAUUGCUGCGAACCUGAUUGAGUUUCUGAAGCAUGAGGUCAACCAUGGCCGGCUGCCGGAGAACCUAUUGCCCCUCCAGUCGGGCAUUGGAAACAUUGCCAAUGCGGUUGUUGGUGGCCUUGCUUCUGGCGGUGCAAACUUCAAGAACCUCAAGGUAUGGACUGAGGUUCUUCAAGACUCUUUCCUGGACCUUUUUGAUUCUGGAAACCUCGACUUUGCAACGGCUACUUCAAUUCGUUUCUCGCCCGAUGGUUUCGACCGCUUCUACAAGGGCUGGGAGCAGUAUGCGCCUAAGCUUUUGCUACGCUCCCAGCAAGUAUCCAACAGCCCUGAAAUUAUCCGACGUCUUGGUGUCAUUGGUAUGAACACGCCUGUAGAGGUGGAUAUCUACGCACACGCCAACUCUACAUGUGUCAUGGGCAGCCGCAUGCUCAACGGUCUCGGAGGCUCUGCAGAUUUCUUGCGUUCUGCUAAGUACUCGAUCAUGCAUACACCGUCGACUCGCCCGUCAAAGACGGACCCUACAGGCGUGUCUUGCAUUGUGCCCAUGUGCACCCACAUUGACCAGACGGAGCAUGACCUCGACGUUGUUGUGACUGAGCAAGGCCUUGCCGAUGUGCGCGGACUGUCGCCCAGGGAGCGUGCCCGGGUUAUUAUCAAGAAGUGCGCGCACCCUGACUACGUUCCUAUUUUGGAGGACUACUUCAACAAGGCGGAAUUCGAGUGUCUGAGGAAGGGAUGGGGCCAUGAGCCUCAUCUGCUGUGGAACAGCUUUGAUAUGCACAGACAUCUGAACGAGCACGGUACGAUGAAGUUGCCCAAGUGGGAUUACUACAACCGCAGCUCGUAG
Molecule: messenger RNA, 1596 nt
Organism: Bipolaris oryzae ATCC 44560
Lineage: Eukaryota; Fungi; Ascomycota; Dothideomycetes; Pleosporales; Pleosporaceae
Exons: 4
Coding region: 1-1596 (531 amino acids)
Biological process (GO): acetate metabolic process
Cellular component (GO): mitochondrion
Molecular function (GO): acetate CoA-transferase activity; acetyl-CoA hydrolase activity
Source: RefSeq, a predicted model, not a curated record